CACAGGGCGAGGCCCAAGGACCUUCGCUCAGUCCGUCGCGCUCUCGUUUCGCUCUCGCGCAGCGUCUCGACCGCAUCCGCCGACAUCGGCCGUCUUUUUUUCUGUGACUCGAAGCCGCUCCAAGUCUCAGCUCAGAGGGCGCGCGCGCCGUGAGAGUGUGAAGUCUGAACGUCCAGCGGUAAACAUGCCCACCGUUCACCUGCUCGACUACGUGGCCGGAAACGUGCGCUCGCUCGUCAAUGCCAUAGAAAAGCUCGGCUGGACCGUGGAGUGGGUGAAGCGGCCAGAAGACGUCGAAAAUGCUGAUAAGCUGAUUCUCCCCGGCGUGGGCCACUUCGGCCACUGCCUGUCGCAAUUCACCCAGGCCGGAUACAGGCAGCCCAUACUCGACCACAUCCGUGCCGGCAAGCCCUUCUUCGGCAUCUGCGUCGGCCUGCAGGCGCUCUUCGAAGGUUCCGCCGAAGACACGGCCGUUCCAGGUCUCGGCAUCCUCCCAGGCCGCCUCGUCAGGUUCAACGAGGCGGACAAGGCGGUCCCCCACAUCGGCUGGAACUCGGCCAACUACUCGCCUUCCGGGCCUUCCUCAGUCUUGGACCGGAGCCUGUAUGGCCUUCGACCGACGAGCAAGUAUUACUACGUGCACUCGUUCGCCAAGCCCUACACGCCCGGCGAAUUGGAGUCUCUGGGCUGGGACGUUGCGCGCGCGAGGUACGGGGACGAGGAGUUCGUCGGCGCCGUCGCAAAGGACAACAUCCUUGCCACGCAGUUCCAUCCCGAGAAGUCCGGUGCUGCGGGCUUGCGUCUCAUCAAGGCCUUUCUCCAAGGACAGAGAUACACGCCGAUCCCCAAGGAGCUGCAGACCCGCGGCUCGGAAGCGUCGCUGAAAGAGGGCCUGACGCGGCGCGUCAUCGCCUGCCUGGACGUGCGGACCAACGACGACGGCGACCUCGUGGUCACCAAGGGCGAUCAGUACGACGUGCGCGAGAAGGAUGGCGCGACGUCGACGGGGGGAGGGCAAGUCCGCAACCUUGGCAAGCCGGUCGACAUGGCGCGCAGGUAUUACGAACAAGGCGCCGACGAGGUCACGUUUCUGAACAUAACCUCCUUCCGCAACUGCCCUGCUUCCGACCUACCGAUGCUUGAGAUCUUGCGCCGGACCUCAGAGACCGUCUUCGUCCCUCUUACCAUUGGUGGCGGCAUCAGGGACACCGUCGAUCCUGACGGGAAAAAAGUGUCCGCCUUGGAGAUUGCCACGCUGUACUUCAAAUCCGGCGCCGACAAAGUGAGCAUAGGAUCGGACGCCGUCUUUGCUGCUGAAGAAUACUACGCCAGGGGCAAGACGCUCAGGGGGGAUACGGCCAUCGAAGCAAUUUCUCAGGCCUAUGGCAAUCAAGCCGUCGUCGUCAGUGUAGACCCCAAACGGGUUUACGUUUCUUCCCCGCAUGAUACCACCCAUGCCACGAUCAAGACCGCGUAUCCUGGCCCCAACGGUGAGACGUUCUGCUGGUAUCAGUGCACGGUAAAGGGUGGCCGCGAGACGCGCGACAUGGACGUAGUGCAGCUGGUGCAGGCCGUUGAGGCUCUUGGCGCGGGAGAAAUAUUGCUCAACUGCAUAGACAAGGACGGGAGCAACAGUGGCUUUGAUCUUGAACUCGUGCAGAGCGUUAAGGACGCUGUUGCUAUCCCUGUCAUCGCCUCCUCCGGCGCUGGAAAGCCGCAGCAUUUCUCCGAAGUCUUCGAGAAGACGACUACGGACGCUGCUUUGGGUGCCGGCAUGUUCCAUCGCGGCGAAUACACUGUUAGACAGGUCAAAGACCAUCUACAGGAACGAGGUCUGCUUGUCAGACAGUUCGAGGAAGAUGUUUGAAGGCUGAAAGGGACUGCCCACUUGAUCAGAGUAAAUGUAUCGUUACUAGAAAACGAUUUUUGGUCGUCAAACUAGACAAAAUUCGUGACAGGUCACCUUGUCAAAGAAGAUAGGCAGCAUUUCGAUCCACAGUGAAGACUACGUGAGACGUACGCAGCAGCACAACCUUAUGUCACUUGAAUGUCGGCUCUUAUGCAAUAUUUAGAGGAAAAAGAAAAGACUGCGGCUUUACGUAGGGCUACGAUAUUAUAUUUCUGAUAAAUAUGUGCGCUAAUGUAUGUGCAUUAACUCAUAGAUUUUAAUGUAUCAGACAUUUCGGGUAUCUUGCAGA
Molecule: messenger RNA, 2198 nt
Organism: Verruconis gallopava
Lineage: Eukaryota; Fungi; Ascomycota; Dothideomycetes; Venturiales; Sympoventuriaceae
Product: imidazole glycerol phosphate synthase hisHF
Exons: 3
Coding region: 185-1867 (560 amino acids)
Biological process (GO): L-histidine biosynthetic process
Molecular function (GO): oxo-acid-lyase activity; imidazoleglycerol-phosphate synthase activity
Source: RefSeq, a predicted model, not a curated record